AUGGCCAGUGGAAUCCACAGUGGAGAGAAACCUUACAGAUGUAAUGAAUGCAGAAAAACAUUCAGUAAUCAUUCAGCCUUUACAGUACAUCACAGAAUUAAUACAGGAGAGAAACCAUAUGAAUGCAAAGAAUGUAGGAAGGCCUUUAAUCACAGCUCAUUUCUUACUCAAUAUCAAACAAUCCAUACUAGAGAGAAAUCUUAUGAAGAGAAGCCUUAUAAAUGUAAUGAAUGUGGCAAAGCUUUCAAUCACAAUUCAUCCCAUCCCGAACAUCAAUUUAUUCAUACUGGAGAGAAGCGGUAUGAGUGUAGUGAAUGUGAGAAAGCCUUUAGUCACAACUUUUCCCUUAUUGUACAUCAGUUUAUUCGUGCUGUCGAGAAACCCUAUGAAUGUAAUGAAUGUGGCAAACUCUUCAGUCAGAGUUCACAUCUCUACCAAAAUCAGAGAACUCACACUGUAGAGAAACGUUAUACCUGUAAUGAUUAUGAGAAAGCUUUCAGUGAUCAAUCAAGCAUUAUUUGCCAUUGGAGGACUCAUACUGGAGAAAAAUCCUACACAUGUAAAGAUUGUGGGGAAGCCUUCAGCCAGAGUUCAUUCCUUAUUCAAUAGAAGAGAGUUCAUAUUGGAGAGAAAACCUUUGAUUUUAGUAAGUGUGGGAAAGCCUUCAGUAGAAGUGCUCAUCCUAGUCAACAUCAGAGGCUUCAUAUUGGUGAGAAAUCUUUUAAAUGCAGUGAAUGUGGCAGAGCUUUUACAUGUACUUCAGCCCUUGUUAGGCAUCAGAGACUUCACAGUGGAGAAUGA
Orycteropus afer afer is the source of this 801-nucleotide messenger RNA. NCBI's taxonomy places the organism in Eukaryota, Metazoa, Chordata, Mammalia, Tubulidentata, Orycteropodidae. The record is from RefSeq and is a predicted model, not a curated record.